CGAAAAUAAUAACAAUAAUAAGGAUAACCGAAGAAUCCUAAACUUAUUAUGUUUGAUUGAUUGUUCUCUUAGCCGCCACUGCUAUAUCUAACUCCGAGUUCUGAUCCAAGUUCAUUCAGUCCGCUUCACUCUCUAAGAAGUUGCUUCUCAAGCUUCGGAGCUAUGAGCAAGAAGAAAAACCCUCAUGUUUUUUUUGAUGUUUCAAUUGAUGGGGAUUCUGUGGAAAGAAUUGUUAUCGAGCUUUUUGCUAACGUGGUUCCCAAGACAGCAGAAAAUUUUCGAGCACUCUGCACUGGUGAGAAGGGCAUCGGGAAGUCUACUGAUAAACCCCUUCAUUACAAGGGUUCACAUUUUCAUCGAAUAAUCAAAGGAUUCAUGGCCCAAGGUGGGGAUUUUUCAAAGGGAAAUGGCACUGGUGGAGAAAGUAUUUAUGGAGGAAAGUUUGCAGAUGAGAAUUUUAAGCUGGCACAUGAUGGACCUGGUUUUCUCUCUAUGGCAAAUAGUGGUCCAAACACAAAUGGGUCACAGUUCUUCAUACUGUUCAGGCGGCAGCCUCAUCUUGAUGGGAAACACGUUGUUUUUGGAAUAGUUGUGAAGGGAAUGGAUGUACUUGAGAAAAUUGAGCAGGUGGGAUCCGCUGAUGGGAAACCUUCCGGACCUGUAAAGAUUGUAGAUUGUGGUGAAACUUCUGCAAGUAAAAUUACUGAUGUAGUUGAGAAAGUGAAAGAGAAAAAGAAAAAAUCAGGGAAGGUACCAGCCUCUGAUGAUAGUGCUGAUAAGGGUGGAGGAAAACAAAAGAAGUCAUUGAAGGACAAAAGAAAGAAAAGAAGAAGCAAAAGAUACUCUUCGUCGGAUUCAUAUGGCUCUGACUCUGAAUCCGAGUCCUCUUAUUCAGAUUCUGAAUCAGAUUCAGAUUCAUCAUUAUCUGACUCAAGCUCUAGUGAUGGAAAGCAUAGGAAGAAGAAAUCUGACAGAAAAGAUAAAAUCCAGCGUGGGAGGAAAAGGAAAGUUAGAGAAAAGGAGAGGAAGAGAGGUCGGAAGGACAAACGAUCAAGGCGCAAAUCCAAACGAUCGGAGAGUUCCAGUGGCACAGAUAGUGAAAGUAUCAGUGGCGGAAGUAGCCCUGACAAUCAUAAAAAUGAUCGCCUCUCUUCGGCGAAAAAGGAUAAUAAACCAACCAGGACAAAUGCGGAAGUUCCUCCUGGAGGUAGAGAAACUGAUGUAGAACGCCGUAGGAAUUCUGAGAUGAAGCCUAGUAAGGAGAACUCAUCCCAAGAGGAAGGUGAAUUAUCUCCAAAAGAUGAACUUAUAAAUAAUGGGCAUGAUGUGGAGGCUAAAAUUGGUACUCGACUUUCUGACUCAAAUCAGUCAAGAAGUCCAACUCCUGAAAGAAGGUCAAGAGGGAGCCCUGGGAGAAGUCCUAGCUCAAGUCCUAAAAGAAACCCUCGUGAUAGUCCUGUUAGAAGUUUUGGUAGAGAGAAUAGAGGGUCUUCAAGGAGUCCCAUUCGCAAAGCCCCUGAAUAUAGUGCUCCCAAUCCUGUCCAGGGCUUAACGAGAAGCCCUUCUCCUAAUGGCAAUCCAAAGCGUGUUAGAAAAGGGCGUGGGUUUACUGACCGCUACUCAUAUGCACGCCGCUAUCGUACUCCUUCCCCAGAUCAUUCACCUCGUGGUUACCGUUAUGGAGGACUAAAUUUUCCUAGAAGGAACCAUGAUAGGUAUUCAAGCUACAGACGUUAUCCUGAAAGAUCACCACAGAGGCGUAACCGAAGUCCAAUUAGAGGGGAGAGCCCUCCCAGGCAUCGAGGCCGAAGAAGUCGGAGUAGGAGUGUUUCUCGUAGUCCAGGGCGCAAUCAUAGACGUUACAGGGAUCGAAGCCGUAGUCCUAUCCGUAGUCCUAGUCCUUUAGACAAGCGGCCUCCUGUUAGUGAAAGACUUAAAUCCCGUCUGGGUCCUCGGAUUGAUCAUCAGCGCUCCCCAAUCAAGAGUGGCAGGAGGUCCAGAUCCAGAUCCAGGUCUGGGAGUAAAGGACCCUCUGUUUCCAGAUCUCCAGAUCCCUCACCACCAAGGCGUCGUAGUAGAACACCACCAUCUCCCAGCAAGUCAAGAUCAAGCUCCCCAUCUGGACAUAGGGGGUUGGUUUCUUAUGGAGAUCUCAGUCCAGAUACAAGGUAGUUUGCAAUGGCAUUUUUUGGUCAUGAAGAGAGGCAAUAGUUUUUUCGUUUACGGAUGGAUCGAAUCACCCUUCAUAAAAGGGCUUACUUUUCAGUCAAAUCCAUCUUAACUCAAAUAUUGAAGGGCAAGACGAGAUCCUGUGUUUGGCUCCGAAUAUGUGAUAUGUGAUUGAAAACAGUGGCUGACAAGUGUAUGGAGACAUUAGUAGAAUAUUUAUGGAUAUGUUUGGCUACAAAAACUUGGUUGAAUAUAGUCAAGCUCAAAAUUUCUGAACCA
Humulus lupulus (European hop) is the source of this 2448-nucleotide messenger RNA. Its product is annotated as peptidyl-prolyl cis-trans isomerase CYP63. Bases 163 to 2172 code for a protein of 669 amino acids. The transcript has 14 exons. Gene Ontology annotation, molecular function: peptidyl-prolyl cis-trans isomerase activity. The record is from RefSeq and is a predicted model, not a curated record. Lineage: Eukaryota; Viridiplantae; Streptophyta; Magnoliopsida; Rosales; Cannabaceae. Gene Ontology annotation, biological process: protein peptidyl-prolyl isomerization; protein folding.